Rana temporaria (common frog) is the source of this 1575-nucleotide messenger RNA. Its product is annotated as mucin-5AC-like. NCBI's taxonomy places the organism in Eukaryota, Metazoa, Chordata, Amphibia, Anura, Ranidae. The record is from RefSeq and is a predicted model, not a curated record. The transcript is spliced from 3 exons. The coding region runs from base 1 to 762 and encodes 253 amino acids.
AUGACCACAGUUCUACCAACCGGCAUGACCACAGUUCUACCAACCGUCAACUGCUACGACCACAUUCUAUCAACCGUCAACCGCUACAGCCACAGUUCUAUCAACCGACAUGACCACAGUUCUACCAACCGUCAACUGCUACGACCACAGUUCUACCAACCGUCAACCGCUACGACCACAGUUCUACCAACCGUCAACCGCUACAGCCACAGUUCUACCAACCGUCAACCGCUACAGCCACAGUUCUACCAACCGUCAACCGCUACAACCGCAGUUUUACCAACCGGCGUGACCACAGUUCUACCAACUGUCAACCGCUACGACCACAGUUCUACCAACCGGCAUGACCACAGUUCUACCAACCGGCAUGACCACAGUUCUACCAACCGUCAACCGCUACAACCACAGUUCUACCAACCGUCAACCGCUACAACCACAGUUCUACCAACCGUCAACCGCUACGACCACAGUCCUACCAACCGUCAACCGCUACGACCACAAUUCUACCAACCGUCAACCGCUACAACCACAGUUCUACUAACCGGCAUGACCACAGUCCUACCAACCGUCAACCGCUACGGCCACAGUUCUACCAACCGUCAACCGCUACGGCCACAGUUCUACCAACCGUCAACCGCUACGGCCACAGUUCUACCAACGGGCAACCGCUACGGCCACAGUCCUACCAACCGGCAACCGCUACGACCACACUUGCCAACCUCAGGCAGUUGGUCACCAUGCCAGGGUCAGAUUAUUAAGUAGACCUGUCACAUUUUCAGAGUAACUAGUGCUGGCCAAUUCCUUAUCUCUAAAGCCAUUCCAGGUCAACGAAUCAGAAAAAUCAAAGCAUCUGAAUGACAACCGGGGCAACCAUCAUUUUCGAAACCCGGGUCUGCAAUGGUGGCUUCCAUUGGUUUCUUAUAACGGAUUAUCUUUCAUUUGCCACGAGAAGUCAAAGUGGAUUUUCAGCCUAAGCCUAACCAAUCUUAUAUUUUUUCUUAGCUGCUCGUCUUUGUCUAGGGGUGUGGAGAGCGGAGAUGUAUUCACCUAAUCCUUCCACCGCAAGACCGGUCUCUUCAGGUACUGCACCCCCCAUGGUCCAGCGGGCUACUGUUUCUGACAUCAUCACGCCCAUAAACCCGCUCUGGACGUGAUGACGUCAGGAACAGUCCACCGCUGGACGUGGGGGGGGGAGUGCCGUUUUCCGGAGGAUCGGGUGAGUAUAGGCUCUUUGUUCACACCUAGGCAAAACAACUUUGCAAAAAGGUCAGACUUGCUAGAAGUUAUGUUCUGUUGGGUGCAUGUUACCUCCGGGACUUGGCUCUGUUACUUAUGAGGUUUAUUGCACUUCCGGAGCAUACACCCAGGGCGCGGAAGGAGAAAAGCACAGAGCAACUAUGCCUGCCCCGCCUCUCUGCUACCCAUUCACAGAAGCCUUUGUAUUUUGUAAAUUAGUUCACCUAAUACAAAGGCUUCUGUGAAUGGGUAGUAAGAUAACUGGAACUGCUAUUCCUGCCCCGUCCUCUUACUACCUAUUCACAGAAGCCUUUGUAUUAGGUGAAUUAAUUUACAAAA